AUGGUUGUUUUUACUUUUAUAUCUGGUUUAUGUGGAUUGUUGAAAAGUUUAUUAGCGAUAGCUUUCUUUAUAUUGGGUGAACGUAAGGUACUUGGGCAUUCUCAAUAUCGUAAGGGUCCUAAUAAGGUUGGAUUUUUGGGAUCGUUUCAAAAGGCGCAUAUUUUUGAUCUUAUUGGUGUAAUGUUAUUGGUUGUGUUGUCGGCGUUUUAUUGUUUUGUUUAUGGUGAUUAUUAUGGGUCAAAGAUUAUGUGGUUAUGCUGCACCAUGUACCUGUUGAGGCAGUUUUAUAAUUAUUCAUUUUCGAGUUCUAUUCGUUGUAGGUUUAGAGGCAUAUUAUGUACUCCGUUUGAUUAUGGUGAAGCUGAAAGGGAGUUGAUUGGCGUAGUGUUAUUUUUGGGAGAAGCUCGGGCUACGUUACCACGUGUUCGUUAUGAUUUUUUUGUGAGAUUUUUUUGGGAAAUUGGUUUAUUAAUGAUUAUAUUUAGUAAGUAUGAUUAUUGUUUUUGUUGUGGGUUGUUGAAAAGAAAUAUCUUUAUUGUUAAAUAUGCCAACACAGGGGUUUUAUGUAUUGGAGUUUUGGGGGUAUUAUAUAUUUUUAUGUAUAUUGUUAGUUGGUUUAUUGGUUGA
Messenger RNA from Hydatigera taeniaeformis, 627 nucleotides. NCBI's taxonomy places the organism in Eukaryota, Metazoa, Platyhelminthes, Cestoda, Cyclophyllidea, Taeniidae. The record is from the annotation of a GenBank genome assembly.